CGCAGCAGCGCGAAGGUCCUUCAGGAACAAUCCCAAUUCAUGCGGGACAGAGGAGCACUGAGGGAACACAGCUCCGUGUUGCUAUACGGAGAUAUAAGAGGAGUAAUGGUGGUCACAGCUGUUUGAGUAUAGAAACGACUUUGAGUUGAAACGAUCGGACUGCGGCCGUAGAUCAGGAAGCGCUGGAUGAAGGAGGAGAGCUGCAGGAUGGCAGGAGUGUUCGACAUCGACUUGGAGACAGAGGACAUCAGUGAUCCGGAGGAUGACGUCUGUGACUUCACUGUGAGAGAACCAGAGCAUGUGCAGACAGAGGAGGUGGAGUUGACCAGUGAAAGUGUCAACAGAGACAGUGAGAGAGUUGGACCGGACUGUUUUGAGCUCCUUACUGUGCUCGGAAAAGGAGCCUACGGCAAGGUUUUCCAGGUGAGGAAGGUUCAAGGGACUCAGAUUGGAAGCAUAUUUGCCAUGAAGGUUCUGAAAAAGGCAAAGAUCGUGUGUAACGCCAAAGACACGGCCCAUACGCGGGCAGAGCGGGAGAUCCUGGAGACGGUGAGACACCCGUUCCUGGUGGACCUGCUGUACGCCUUCCAGACGGGGGGGAAGCUCUACCUCAUACUGGAGUGCCUGAGUGGAGGGGAGCUGUUCAUGCAGCUAGAGAAGGAAGGCAUCUUCAUGGAGGACACUGCUUGCUUCUAUCUAGGAGAGAUCACAUUGGCUCUCGGUCAUCUCCACUCCAACGGGAUUAUUUACCGAGACCUCAAACCUGAAAACAUCAUGCUUAAUCACCAAGGACACAUCAAGCUGACCGACUUUGGCCUCUGUAAGGAAUCCAUUCAUGAUGGAAGCGUCACACACACCUUCUGCGGCACCAUCGAGUACAUGGCUCCAGAGAUCCUGACCCGGUCCGGUCACAACAGAGCGGUAGACUGGUGGAGCCUCGGGGCCCUGAUGUACGACAUGAUGACCGGAUCACCUCCGUUCACAGGUGAAAACAGGAAGAAGACCAUCGAUAAGAUCUUGAAGUGUAAACUCAAUCUGCCGCCGUACCUGACCAUCGACGCCAAGGACCUCAUCAAGAAGCUGUUGAAGAAGAAUCCAGCCCAGAGGCUGGGCUCCAGUAAAACGGACUGCGCUGAUAUCCAGAAACACCCGUUCUUCAGGCACGUCAACUGGGCCGAGCUGCUGAACAGGACGGUGGAGCCGCCGUACAAGCCACAGCUGCGUUCGGCCGAGGACGUAAGCCAGUUUGACACCCGGUUCACCAAGCAGCCCCCGGUGGACAGUCCAGACGACAGCAACCUGAGCCACAGCGCCGAGCUCGCCUUCGCUGGCUUCACCUACGUGGCUCCAUCGGUCCUCGAGAGUCUAAAGGAAGGCUUCUCAUUCGAGCCCCGAGCGCGGGCGGUGCGCCGACACAACAGCAGCCCCCACACGCCCAUCAGUCCCCCGAACUUUUCUCAAGCGGGACCUUUCAAGUCCAGCAUGGAGGUGGGAGAGUCGUACCCGUUCUCUCCCACCUCCCCGGCGCCGGCUGCGGCCCGCGCGUCCCUGGACAACGGAGCUGCCAGUCAGCCGAUCAGGACGCCGGCGAGGAACGACAAGCAGAAGGGCCAUCGGAGAUGAGAGAGGCAUCUCCAAGACCCCCAGCAGACAUUUGUCCUAGUAUAUAGUAAGUGUUGAGGCAGCGUGCGCAGGUGUUUCUGCUGGUGUCGGGCUUUUUGGGGUGGCUAAGAAGCCUCAAUGAAAGUUCAUUUGUGUCAUUGAGCUUUGCAAAUAAAUCCAAUAGUGUUGGGGCUGUUUGCCAUGUCCCUGUCUACAGGUGGGUCCUUCUCCACAGACCCACUGGAGCAACAUGGAAUCCUCAUGGAUGUACAGCUUCCAUAUGCCUCUGCUGGUAUAUGGCAAACUGACUUAAUAUUCUCUACAAGAAGAACAGGAAAGAGGGUCGAUGAUGAUUCUUCUCCACAGUAACCGUGUUGAACUUUGUAUGUACAUGUUAGCUUGACUGCAGUAACGGGAAACUGAUUAAAGCUUUCUGUUUCGAUUUAGGCUAUUAGCUUCUAAUAAGUUCUCAAGUCUUUGCAAACAGAUUUUCCUUCCAUCAGACAAGUGAUGAAGCAGUACUUGAUUUAAUCUGAGAACUAACUGCUCAAGCUUGGAGUAGUGGGAUUUGGGGGACUAUAGCAUAACAAAAUCUCCUGGAAUAAACGCUACAUUGCACACAGAAGGUAAUGUGAUCACCAAAGCCAUAUUUGAUCCUGUGUAAAUAUGGUGACAUUCAUCUGUUUGUCAUUUCUCUGAGCUUUCCUUCCAGAGAAUCUUUGUGACUAAUGCCAAAGCUUUUGACUCAUCCUGUCAUAUCGUACAACUGUCCGUACUGUGAUCGAGUGCACUGGACAUCGCAGGUACACUGUAAUCAUGAAUUUGGGCGGUUGAAGAGGUUGUGUGUGUUUAUAGUAGUUAAAAAGUGUUCAUAUAAGUACAUAUCUCCAUAUAAUUAAUACAAGGUACAGUCAAUGCAGGCUGUAAAAACUGUGCGCUCUGUAUACAAAUCAUAUUAAAUCUAAAGUAUUUUGGGUUACCGAAGAAACUUAUUUUUACAAAUGAUUAAUAGUGUUUGACGCAUUUUGUUAGUGACAUAAAAAAAAACAAUGAAUUGCUCGAUAUAUUCUAGUGUUUGUCAUUGCCUGACAUUGCUGGGUCAAGGUCCUGUCGGCUUGCUUAUAAGCCAAAAGCACUUGGAGGGAUUGUGGAAAGAUUAUGGGGUUCAUUCAUGUUGUUUUCUUACAAAUAAAAGUGACUCGCAGAUUGAGGUCACUUCAAUCAAAUCCUUGCCUUUUUCAGUAUACCUUGUUACCGGACCACAUCAAACAUGUAAAGGACCAAGUUGUAGGACUUAGUGAGGUCUAGCCUCCCUUUCAUCACGUGUACCAAGGCAGGCAGCCAUGUCCGGCUUUGGAAAGGUGGCCCAUGCUGAAGUGCCUAAAGCUGCAUUCUCACUAAUGUCCAUUAUGACAUUAGUGAUAUUAGUGACAUUAGUGAAUGACUUCGUCAUUUGCUGACAACCGGUCUCCCUAAAUCCUACCACUAGUAUAAGUAUUAGUUUAACAACUGAACAAUAUGCCUUUAACCCCCUCCUGGCAGGGACACACGUGGAGUCAGAUGUGCUGGAGAUGCUAAAUGGCUGUUUGGUGUGAAGGGGUAGAAAAGGAAAGACAUGGCUGAUCAAAGUUCAUACUCCAUUGGCUUCACUGGAGACCAAAUCAAAUGUUGUAUCAGGUAUAGACUAUGGAGACCCAAAAGAUUAAAUAAUAUAUUUAUGACACAUACAUAAUUACAUAAAGAAUGGAUGUGCAGAUAAAAUAUGUAACAAAUUUGGCUGAUUCAGGGACAACUUGUGGCCUGAUAUCAAACAUUAAUGCUCACUAGACCCAGACGGGGAGCCCUAAGGAUGUUCGUGAUCCAGCAAGUACAAGGUUCCUCCGGAGCCCCGAGAUAUGUCGUGUUAGCGCAACAUGCUGAUGAUCGUGAUACACAUCUGGCUACUUGCUAAACAUCAGCAUGUUAGCAUGCUCCCCUUAGCCGGUCACAUGAGUAUUCACUAAGACAGGAAAAUUACAUUUUUGACUUUUGAAGAAGAACGUUCUGAAAUUAAAAGCGAUGGAAUGGCAAAAACUAGGAAAUAAAAUUAAAUGGACAAUUUUGGAUCUUUGCAGAUUUUAUUUAAUUUUCUGUAAUUCUUGCUAACUGAAUGUUGUGUUAAGAAUAAAUUACUUUGUUUCAGUGAA
Gasterosteus aculeatus aculeatus (three-spined stickleback) is the source of this 3788-nucleotide messenger RNA. RefSeq names its product ribosomal protein S6 kinase beta-2. Gene Ontology annotation, molecular function: protein serine/threonine kinase activity; ATP binding. Gene Ontology annotation, biological process: protein phosphorylation; signal transduction. Lineage: Eukaryota; Metazoa; Chordata; Actinopteri; Perciformes; Gasterosteidae. The record is from RefSeq and is a predicted model, not a curated record.